Molecule: messenger RNA, 2893 nt
Organism: Amoebophrya sp. A120
Lineage: Eukaryota; Dinophyceae; Syndiniales; Amoebophryaceae
Source: the annotation of a GenBank genome assembly
UGAAGAUACAAGACGAGCGAGGUAAAGUAGAGGCAACAGACAUCAAAGGAGUCGUGCAGUUCGUUGAGAGUUCCAAAUUGGGCGAACAAGAAGCAUGAGUCGGUUGUGUACGGCGUUGUCUCGUUAUCGGUCUCGUAGAAUGACUUUGGAACAGCAUCAUUUUAAACUACCGCAAAAAUGUAACUCGUCCUGAUGAUGCCGAAAGUGCAAAAUGAUGCGCUCGUACCGCUGAAGAGGAAAUUGCAAAAUAAUAGCUUGACCACGAUGCUCUGUUUCAAGUCGUCCUCUGUUGAGAGCGUUCUUGUAGUCGUGUGGUGCUCGUUCACUAUAAUAUAUUGGUGUCGGUUCGUUCACGUGAGGUCGUACUACAGCACAAAGAGCGUAACCGUAAAACUCGUACUACCACCUACGUACUCUAGCUUGUUCAUCGUUGGGAAUUUGAAACCACUCCACUAUUCCGUCCACAUUGUGAGCCCGUUUGUAUCUCCCUACAAACCCAUUGUCAACUCAUUUAAUCUGCAAUCAGCAGUAAAACUACGAGCAAUUCGUUUGCUUCCCACAAAAUCUCCCCAAUCUCUUAACUACUCGCAAAACCACUUUGCAACGCAGCAACUCGCACGUUGUUUAUUCAACUACUAAAACCACAAAACAGCACCAGACGUUUUUUCGACAAUAAACAAGAACAAAUCACACCUUCGGGAGGUUUUGUUCGUCGCGGCUUUACAGCUAGAACACUCCAAGAGGAAAAAUCGCUUAAGAAACCUUCCCAAAACACCCCACAUCGAAGAUGUUCGACAAAUACGAGCUUGGGUGCUACGACAUGACCUUCAACUUGGUCUACCCGGACGAGGCGCAAGAGCCGGUGGAGUACGUCCCGAAGAAGACGUGGCUGAAGUUCCGCCUCUCCAAGUAUGUGCGCCUCCCGAAGCUGCCGAAGAUGCCGGCCCUGCCGUCGCUGCGCAAGCCCAUGGCCAAGUCCAAGUCGCCGAUGAAGUCGCCCAGGAAGUCCCCCUCUCCCCGCCGUUCCAUUGCGGACGAGCCGGUAGAUAUUGAGUUUGUGGUAUUGAUUUUGGUUUGUUCACCUUGAUCUUCACAUAAUGGUUCAAUCGAUAGCGCGUGACAGGACUAGGACAAGGAGACGUGCAUUUGCAUUUACAGAAAGAGAAAAGAAGUCUAGAUUGUUGUUCUGCAACACAAUAUACCUCAUGCAAAGUAGAUCCAAGACCAGCAUUUUAGAUAGCGGAAUGUUGAAAAUCCAAACCUUAACACCAGGACGAGCUUUCGGAGAUCGACGAGGCUGCUGCGUUCGCUGCUCUCCCGGCCUACCGGCCCCCGAUGAAGAUGAAGAUGGCCACUCCCAAGCCGAUGAAGAUGAAAAUGAUGGCUGCGACCCCGAUGAAGGCCAAGUCUCCGGUGAUGGUGAAGGCACCGAGUCCGAUGAAGAUGAUGGCGGCGGCUCCCAAAAUGAUUGACGAGAAGGCGGCCUUCGCGGCGCUGGCUCCCUACAAGCCGCCCAUGCGCAAGAAGAUGGCCAUGGCCAUGAAAAUGAAGAAGCCCAUGAAGGUAUAGAUAAUACUUCGAUUGCAGCCAUGCAUUACAAAUCUCUCUCUUAAGGAAAAUCCGCAUUACAAAUUCCAUUUCGUCAUGCUGACCAAAUUUGUGAUGCGAUUUCGUCAUGCACAUCAACAUCAACUUCGACAUCCACGGUACACAACUAGUACAAAAAACACCUUCAGAUGACCAUGAAGAUGAAGAAGGCAAUGAUGGUUGCCCCGAAACCUACUCCGAUGAAAAUGACCAUGAAGAUGAUGGCUGCCCCGAUGGUAUCAAAUGCAAAUAUGUCUGGGUCUGGAAACUUGUGAUGCUAAAAUGUGGAUGAUGGAAACAGUUCCGAAUGCAAUCUAGCAUGACAACUUUCCAGAACGCUUUCUCAUGGGCAAUCCGCAUGAGAAACUGCGUGCUGCUUGCUUCCUUGUACAAAAGAGGCUGCGACUUUUGUUCGUUAUGCAAUACAGAUUUCCGAGGUAUGGAAAGCUAGCAUCCCAAGUUCCAACCUUCCAGACCCAGACAUAUUUGCAGUGGAUAGAUGGUUGUCGCUCCCCCGCCGAAGCCGAUGAAGAUGAAGAUGAUGAUGAAGAAGAUGGCUCCCGCCCCGAAGCCGGCCCCGAUGAAAGCGAAGAUGAUGAAGAUGAUGAAGGCGGCAGCGCCGAAGCCCGCCCCGGUGAUGAAGGCGACGCCGAUGAUGAAGAUGAUGGCCGUAUCAAAAUGAAGAAUCCCCCCUCCCCAUAUCAAAGCGGAUAUUUGUGAUGCUGAUUUGUGGCCACAAGUCACCUUUGUCAUGCAUAUAAUGCAAGGGGAGCUAUUUGACGCAUUUUUCCAGAGCAAGUCCGUCAUGCGCAUUCGACUACUGCAAACCUGUUUGCCAUGCACAAUUGCUCGCCUUCUGCAUUAUACCCAACGAGCAGGCUUAGAAAAUACCGCCAAGCACUUUCUGCAAGACAGAUCUGAUUUGUCUACGCAAAUCCAGCAUCAGAGAUUUCGUUGCGAUAUGGGGAGGGGGGAUUUUUCCUUGCGAUACGCCGCCCCGACCCCGAUGAAGAUGAAAUCUAAGAUGAUGGCCGCCGCUCCAGCUCCCGUGGCGCCGAAGCCGCAGAUGCUGAAGGAGAUCGCGGACAAGAUGACCAGCAUGAAGACAAUGAAGGCGCUGGGAAAGUCCGAGAUCGACUACCUGAAGGCGAUCUUCAAGAAGGCCGACGUGAACAAGGACGGUACGCUCAGUCUGUCCGAGUUCAAGGCCGCGGCGCUUGGAGGCCCGGGCAAGAACAAGGAGGCCAAGCUGAUCACCGCCCACACCGGGAAAAUCAUGAAGAGCCUGAUGAAGAUGAAGAAGUAA